Pneumocystis jirovecii RU7 is the source of this 738-nucleotide messenger RNA. RefSeq lists its product as uncharacterized. Gene Ontology annotation, biological process: endoplasmic reticulum unfolded protein response. The transcript has 5 exons. Gene Ontology annotation, molecular function: misfolded protein binding; ubiquitin-specific protease binding. The record is from RefSeq and is a predicted model, not a curated record. Lineage: Eukaryota; Fungi; Ascomycota; Pneumocystomycetes; Pneumocystales; Pneumocystaceae. Gene Ontology annotation, cellular component: Hrd1p ubiquitin ligase ERAD-L complex; endoplasmic reticulum membrane. Bases 1 to 738 code for a protein of 245 amino acids.
AUGGAUAAUGAAAUAACAAGAAUUAUCCAUUCUAUCCCCCCUGUUACUUUAUUUCUUUUAUCUGGCUCGUUAUUUGUUUCUAUUACACCUCUUUUGGGUAUUGCUAGAGCUGCUCAGUUAGUUAAUAUAUGGCCAUAUACAUUUAGAGGGCAGCUUUGGAGGCCUUUUACUGCGUUUUUUUAUGCAGGCGGAGGCUUAAAUUUGGUUAUAUCGCUUUUUUCACUUUAUCGGUUUAGUAAUGAAGUUGAGACACUUUAUUUUACUGAGAGUGUCUCGGACUAUUCAUUUUUUCUAGUAUUUAAUGCAACAGUAAUUUUGUUUCUUAGUUAUUUCAUUUCAUCUAUUGUAUAUUUUCCUGCAUUAAAUUUAUCAAUAUGUUAUUUUUGGAGUCAAAGAAAUUUAAAUACAAUUACUAGUCUUUGGUUUUUUCGAAUAAAGGCUCGAUAUUUGCCAUUUUGUAUGCUUUUACUUUCAUUUUUUAUGGAUGGAUUUCCUGUUGUUUUGCGGGAUGGUUGUGGAUUAUUAAGUGCACAUCUUUACGAAUUUUUAACUAACACAUUGCCUUCUUGUGGAGGCCCCCGUCUAACUGUUCCAAGGUGGUUUACAAGCCUUUUUCCAUCAAAUAAUCAACGAGUUAUAAGAAGGCCUUUUGGUAUUUUGUUUAACAAUCGACAAAAUACUCAGAAAGAUCCACCUAAAAAAUCAGCUUUUAAAGGAAAAGGCUAUAAAUUAAGUUAA